AUCUGUAGAUGUUAUAUCUGUCUAUCUUUCUGUAUAUUUCUGUGUAUAUUUCUGUGUAUAUUUCUUGUCAAAUUAUGACUAGGCCAAAAUUCAGGCCCUGUCCAUCUUGCCAGACUCCCAAUCAGGCAAGCAGGAAAAUGUGUCAUGUCUGCUUUGAAAGUCUGUCCACUAAUCAAAAAAUAAAAGACAAAGUGGUGUCACUGGAUAGACAGUGGGGACAGUCUGUCAUGAAAAGCAGAAAUGCUGGGCAUAUAAUUGAUUCUGCCCGUAUUGCGGUGCGGAAACUUGAGGCAGUGGGUUACAAGCCUAUUUUAUUUAUUGGCAAACAAGAUAAAACGAAUUCAAAUAGAUGGGUUGCAGACAUAAUCACCCAUCUGCUCCCCACUCCUGUCACAAAAAUUUUUUUAAAUAAGAUGAGGACAGCAUAUGAAUUUAUCUUGACUAAGGCAACCUCUACAGCACAGCAGCUGGACAAUGACAUCCCGAUAACAAAGCAGCACAAAAGCCCCAGUCAGGAGCAGUGCAACAGUUCCAUUUUGGAGUCGGAGAGCCUCACGGUGGAGCAGUCGGAGAGCCUCACUGUGGAGCAAUCGGAGAGCCUCACGGUGAAGCAGUCGGAGAGCCUCACGGUGGAGCAGUCGGAGAGCAUCAAGGUGGAGCAGUUGGAGAGCCUUACGGUGGAGCAGCCGGGGAGCCUCACCGUGGAGCAGUCGGAGAGCCUCACCGUGGAGCAGUCGGAGAGCCUCACCGUGGAGCCGCCGGAGAGCCUCACCGUGGCGCAGCCGGAAAGCCUUACAAAGAAGACCGAGACUCUAUAUACACUUAACCUUGUUUCUCACUCUUCCCCAUGUUCUCCAAAUUCACUCUCUCCUAGCUCCUCUACUACUUCCUCAGUUGUUCUAACUUCACACUCUUUUUCUCCUCCACCUUCACUUCCAUGUUCUAGGUCUUUGCAACAGAGAAGGAAAAGGACAAAAACCUUAAUCGGUUCACUGCCACCUUCUGCCACCACUGUCUCUCCUCCAUCGUUUAUCACCACAGAUCUCUCCAUUCCACAGUCUUGUUCUCCAACUGCUCCAUUUUCCACCUCCCAGUCAUUGAGUCAGGAGGGGCCAUAUGUGAAGAAGGGAAGAAAAGGUUGCCGAAAAAUGUAGUAGGCAGAAGAUCUUCCUAUUUGAUAAAAUAACCGGAAAAAGAACAAAUGAGGGAAAAGCAGAAUUGAAAGUCCACUGGUUGCCUUGCACUGUGUGUGGCAAAACUUGGGAUGACACCUGGGAGCCUGCCAGCGAGUUCCAGCAUUUUUUGCCCGAGUCUCCAAAUACCAACCAGCUUUCAGAAUUAAAUUUUGAGGGUUUUGUCAUUGUUGUUCUUGUUGUUGUUUGUUAUUGCUGUAAUUCAUUAAAGUUUUU
This is a messenger RNA of Silurus meridionalis, 1409 nucleotides long. RefSeq names its product uro-adherence factor A-like. Bases 9 to 1154 code for a protein of 381 amino acids. NCBI's taxonomy places the organism in Eukaryota, Metazoa, Chordata, Actinopteri, Siluriformes, Siluridae. The record is from RefSeq and is a predicted model, not a curated record. The transcript has 7 exons.